GUUGGGUUUCGAAUCCAACCAAAAAAAGACAGAAAUUCAAAAAGACAAAUCUCACCCAAAAAAUAAUAUUAAUAUCCAAUAAAAUAAAGAGAGAAAAACCUUUUCGAGAACUUCAAAAAUCAAACUUACUCCAAAGAAAGAGAGAGAGAGAAGUAGAAGAAGAAGCACAAAGUCCAGAGAGAGAGAGUUUCUUCAUUGUUCGAGCGAUCUUUGUCUCUACCACAUCCUUUUGUCUCCUUCUUGGGUGAGCAAUGACGGGGCUUGUGAUGGUGACUAAAUCCACCGUUGGCUGCGGCGGAGGAAAAGGAGGAGGGAAGACCAAAUCCACCGUGGAGGAGGAGGAAGAGCAGAACCAGCAACAACUCUCUCUUGUUGAGUUUCUACUAACAGCUCUCCGUAAAUCCGUAAUAUCCUGCCGUGUCGACAAUAACCAGCAAGACGACGUCGUAGGAGGAGGAGGAGGGAUCUCCUCAGCCGUUCAUCACAUGGAGAUCGGAUGGCCAACAAACGUCCGACACAUCACUCACGUGACGUUCGAUAGAUUCCGUGGCUUCCUCGGUCUCCCGCACGAGCUUCAAGUCGAGAUCCCAUGUCGUGUCCCUAGUGCAAGUGUGAGUGUGUUUGGUGUCUCUGCGGAAUCAAUGCAAUGUUCUUAUGACAACAAAGGAAACAGUGUCCCAACUAUUCUAUUACUAAUGCAGCAAAGACUCUACUCUCAACAAGGUCUCAAGGCUGAAGGGAUCUUUAGGAUAAACCCUGAGAACAGCCAAGAGGAGCAUGUGAGAGACCAACUCAACAGAGGUGUUGUUCCUGAGAACAUUGAUGUGCACUGCUUGGCUGCUCUUAUCAAAGCCUGGUUUAGAGAGUUGCCUUGUGGGGUCCUUGAUGGUCUUUCUCCUGAGGAGGUUCUUAACUGUAAUACCGAGGAGGAAUCUGUUGAGCUUAUAAAGCAGCUGAAGCCUACUGAGUCUGCUUUGCUGAGUUGGGCUGUUGAUCUUAUGGCUGAUGUUGUUGAGGAAGAAGAGUUUAAUAAGAUGAAUGCGAGGAAUAUCGCCAUGGUUUUUGCUCCUAAUAUGACUCAGAUGACAGAUCCAUUAACGGCUCUUAUGCAUGCUGUUCAAGUUAUGAACUUGCUUAAGACCCUCAUCACCAGAACACUAGGCGAACGUGAAGAAGCCUCAAGCGGAUCAGAAGGAUAUUCACCAUCCCAUUCAUCAGAUUCCCAAACUGAUUCUGAGUCUGACAAUGCACAAGACAUGGAAGUUAGCUGUGAAUCACAAGGAACAGAUUCAGAAUCUGGAGGAGAAGAAGUACAACAAGAACAACAAGAUGAAAACGAUACUGGAUCAUUAAGCUCGAUAGAGGACUGCUUCUUGAGUCAGCUCAACGACAAUGCUAGAGUUUCAGACACCAGUAUGUCUGAAGACUUGAGCCCAAAAGGCUCUCCGGUGGUAUCACUCACAGACAACAAAAACAACACUUUAGGCUCAAGCACAAGCGACCAAGAUGAAUCUAUGACCGUCUAAUUUCAACACUUUAGGUAAACCAUCACAUUUCUUCUGCCUAAUCUGCUGGAGAGAGAGCAAACAAGAACCGGUUGUGUCUGUAAAUCAAUACAGAGAUUAUUGUCCACUUUGUUAGGGUCUUUAGGGAUUGUUGGUGCUGAGUCUGAUUAGGGUUCAGCAAGGGCUGAACCUGUCUGUGGACUGUUGUUGUAGUCCUUUACUCCAUGUUUGUGUUUGUCUGCGUGUGUUUUGCUGCGUGUGUUUUGCUGUUUGGUUUGUUGUAGCAAAGAUAAUGUGAUCUCUCUUUUACUUGAUUUCAUUUGAAACAAUGAAUCUUUCUUCUAAA
Molecule: messenger RNA, 1851 nt
Organism: Brassica napus (rape)
Lineage: Eukaryota; Viridiplantae; Streptophyta; Magnoliopsida; Brassicales; Brassicaceae
Product: rho GTPase-activating protein 2-like
Exons: 4
Coding region: 252-1526 (424 amino acids)
Biological process (GO): signal transduction
Molecular function (GO): GTPase activator activity
Source: RefSeq, a predicted model, not a curated record